Molecule: messenger RNA, 705 nt
Organism: Alternaria arborescens
Lineage: Eukaryota; Fungi; Ascomycota; Dothideomycetes; Pleosporales; Pleosporaceae
Exons: 3
Coding region: 1-705 (234 amino acids)
Biological process (GO): macroautophagy; intra-Golgi vesicle-mediated transport; vesicle fusion with Golgi apparatus
Cellular component (GO): SNARE complex; endoplasmic reticulum membrane; Golgi apparatus
Molecular function (GO): SNARE binding; SNAP receptor activity
Source: RefSeq, a predicted model, not a curated record
AUGUCCAAUCUCAUCGACGCAGAUGCAGGCACCGAGCGCUUCAGCGGCUAUGAAGCCGAGUUGAAGCUGGUGCAGGCCGACCUCAGCCAGCAAAUAGAGCAGAUCAAAGAGACAAGCGGAGAGCCCAGGAAAGCCGCCAUCAGCAGAGCAGAGCGCGCGCUGGAAGAAGCCGAGGAGCUGGUUACUGACAUAGACAUGCGACAGAUUGGUCAAAUGCGCCUUGAGAAGUCCAACAUCCCCGCAAACCUAAAGUCCAAAUACAACGCGCGCUUCCGCAACUUCGAACACGACCUCGACUCCCACAAGCGCAAACUAGAAACCUACACCUCGGACAAGUCCAAACUCUUCGGCAACCGCUAUACCGACGACCCAGAGAGCGGCGAUGCCCAGCUGGAGCAGCGCCAACAACUCCUCUCCGGAACAGAUCGUCUGAACCGGUCGAGUGGAAGACUGAGGGAGAGCCAGAGAAUCGCGCUGGAGACGGAGCAGAUCGGCGCAGGCACGUUAAGUGACUUGCACAGACAGCGGGAGCAGAUUACAAACACAAGAGAGAGACUGCUGGAGAGUGAAAGCUACACUGAUCGGAGUAUCAAGNCGUUGAGGGGCAUGGCGAGACGCAUGGCUACAAACCGCAUCAUCACGAUUGCCAUCAUUACUGUUCUGGUGCUGCUUAUCAUCGCUGUCAUUUACAGCAAGUUUAGAUGA